AGCUAGAAGUGUAGCGAACAGCAUGUUGUUAAUCUAUAAGUCAACCCCUCCCCAGAGACCUUCAUUAAUAUCAGCACUGCUUAAAAUCCCAAAAUUGAUCAGCGAAAUGACGCAGUAGAAACUUUUCAAACAAAAGGCGGCUGCAUCAAAGCGACAGGUGUCCGGAAAAAAACAGGUAUAUAAACAACUCCAACACCUCGGCAUCCAUCGACUCAUCUACAGUGUAACGACCAAGAAGCCAACACGCACAUCUGAUACUAUGAAGUUCGUUUUAAUAUUCCUGUCGGCCUAUGUUGUGGCCAUCUCUCACCAACAAUUCCAACAACGGCCAAGGAGUCUACUAUGGUGGUCGCCGUAUUACGAACCACUUCCGGUCGAUCGUGAAGAAAACAUCCCGUUUUCUCGUCAGUUGAUGAGGCGCCCUUCAAGACCUCCUCCACCUUACUUUUCUCAAAAUGUGGAUUACAAUUCUGACCUGACUGAGUUGAUUAACGAGCCCAAUGAUGUUUUUAACGAUGGCUUUCCUGACGCCCAGUCCAGGAUAAAAUCGUCAAAUCAUUUCCUGCAGGAUUCGUUUUACAAUCAACAGGCGCAUCCGCGAUUUCUCUACAAUUUUGGCAGCGCUAGCUUCUACAACCCAUUUUUUAAAACGGCGACGUUUACUGUUUCCUCCACUUUGAACUUAUUAUCCAUUCAAAAUUGCGUUCCGGCAUUCCAAGUGUCACCUGUGCCGGUUGCUUGUCGCCGCAAGAGGCAUGAAAUUCAAGAUUUUACCGGAGAGCAGUUUUCCAUUGUUCCUUCGGAAACUCUCAAAUUGAUGCCAACAGAACUUGCGCCAUCAUCGGUUCGAAACACAGAACAAAUUUCGUCGUCUAAAGGCGAUUAUAUCGACUACGGGGAAACAUCGACAACAGACCAACACUCAAGAGGGAAACGGCUUUUCUUCAUCAACAAGAAUCAAUUUGUUGUGUCUACUACUGUGACAUCAUAUUCAUUUUCUUCUACAACUUCUACGGUAACUGUUAAUCUAAUUAAUCCACCACCAGCUGCUCAAUGUAAAGAUGUAGCUGCUCCUCCAAUAGUACAAUGCGUUGCCUGUUUGCCGGCAGGCUUCAUCGUGUGCCCUGCAGCUGCGGGUUAAAGUAUAGAAAACGCCCAAAUUAAAGUUUACUGACAGAUUACUUGUGUGCCUUUUCCAAACCCAGCUAUUAAACCAACUAGAAGAUCCAACUAAAGUUUGUUUUUGCAGUUGAAUUAUGAAAUUCACAUACGUAGAAUAGGGUGUCACGGUAUUACGCUAUUAUUUGUUACGACAAAAACCAUUUCUGUUAUUGAGGUUUUAUUUACUCCCACGUUUACUAUACGCUAAUUAUUCAAUACAUAAGGAAUUCAAUGAU
This is a messenger RNA of Daphnia pulicaria, 1397 nucleotides long. RefSeq lists its product as uncharacterized. The transcript has 4 exons. Lineage: Eukaryota; Metazoa; Arthropoda; Branchiopoda; Diplostraca; Daphniidae. The coding region runs from base 260 to 1141 and encodes 293 amino acids. The record is from RefSeq and is a predicted model, not a curated record.